AUGUCACCACACAAUCCGCCUACUCAGAUGGGUAACCCCCUCUCUACACUCUGGUGGCUCAAGCUAGCUUCCUUCAACAUCUUGUCCAUGGGUGUCAUCGUCGGCUUGAUCCAUCACGGCAUCAAGAACCUCUCCAAGGGUGAACAAGCUCUCUACUACUUCCUCGCUCUCUUCAUCUGGCGCUAUCUUCGAUUCUGCAUCAACUUCAUCGGCUUCUGGUCCUACAAGGCUGCCCCCAUGCCUAAGAGCAACGCCAACUACUUCCCCGGUCGCGAUGUUACCGUCGUCAUUCCCACGGUUGAUCCCCUCGGUGUCGACUUCUACGAGUGCCUGACCAGCUGCGCUCGCAACGGCCCGCGCAAGAUCAUCGUCGUCACUGCCGGAGAAGCUCUUUAUGCUCAGACUCUCAGCGCUGUAGCUCCCGUCAUGGAAGAGUUUCCCCUUAUCCACUUUCUGGUCACCCGUACGGAUAUCGCCAACAAGCGCGAGCAAGUCGCCCAUGUCAUCCGCUACAUCAGCACCCCGAUCACUGUCCUUGUCGACGACCACGUCUUCUGGAACUCUUACGACCUUCUCAAGUCCAUGCUUGCCCCCUUCGAAGACAGCCAGGUUGGCAUCGUUGGUACCAACAAGCGCGUCCGCCGUCAUGAAGGUCUCUCUGUCUGGCGCCGCUUCUGGAACAUGCUCGGUUGCCUGUACCUCGACCGUCACAACUUUGAGGUUCGCGCCACCAAUGCCAUUGACGGCGGUGUCUUUGUCAUUUCCGGCCGCACCGUCGGCAUUCGCACUUGCAUUCUCGAAGACAAGGCAUUCCAGGCCGGCUACCUCCGCGAGAUGUUCUUCUUCGGCCUUCUCGGACCUCUUCACCCCGAUGAUGACAACUAUAUCACCCGCUACAUGGUCAAGAACGGCUGGAGGAUCAAGAUUCAGUACACCAAGGAAGCUGAGAUCGAGACCACCGUCGGUGUUGGCGAGCCUGUCCAUACCAAGUUCCUCGGUCAAUGCCGCCGCUGGGUCCGCACCACUUGGAGGUCCAACACCACCUCUCUUUUCACCGAAGGCACCGUCUGGGCCACUCAGCCCUACUGCGUCUACGCCGUCUACUUGACCAGCUUCACCAACUUUGCGCUCUUCACCGACGCCGCCCUGGUCUAUCUCUUCACCAAGUCUUCCUGGUACACCGACGCCGCGGAGCCCAAGUACGCCCUCGCCGCUCUCCUCUCCUGGAUCAUCUUCACCAAGACCGUCAAAGUCUUCCGUUACUUCUCGAACUAUCCCCAGGACAUCUGGCUCUUCCCCGCCUAUGUUCUCUUUGCCUACUUCCACUCUUUCAUCAAGCUUUGGGCCCUCUUCACCUUCUGGGACUACGCCUGGUCCGGCCGUAACCUCGCCGCUCUGACCGAGGGUGAGACGAAGACGAACGAGGACGAUCAGAAGAAAGAUGACGAACUGGAGCUUUCCCCCAUGGGCGCACACGUCUGCUACGACGAGGACAUCAGCGACCUGGACAUUGGCGAGCCCCAGGCCCCAGUUCCCUUGAACCCCAUGGCCCCCCUGGUCGGUCAGUAG
Sordaria macrospora k-hell is the source of this 1569-nucleotide messenger RNA. RefSeq lists its product as uncharacterized. The record is from RefSeq and is a predicted model, not a curated record. NCBI's taxonomy places the organism in Eukaryota, Fungi, Ascomycota, Sordariomycetes, Sordariales, Sordariaceae.